This is a messenger RNA of Aphidius gifuensis, 3282 nucleotides long. RefSeq lists its product as uncharacterized. The transcript is spliced from 15 exons. The record is from RefSeq and is a predicted model, not a curated record. Gene Ontology annotation, biological process: amino acid transmembrane transport. Gene Ontology annotation, cellular component: vacuolar membrane. The coding region runs from base 300 to 3245 and encodes 981 amino acids. Gene Ontology annotation, molecular function: amino acid transmembrane transporter activity. Lineage: Eukaryota; Metazoa; Arthropoda; Insecta; Hymenoptera; Braconidae.
UAUAUUGAGUAUUGCAUUGAAAAGACAGAGAAAAUAAAAGAGACAAAAAGACAUACCAGAGCAUUACUCCGAAAUAUAAUUUUCUCUCAUUUGCGUUGGGGCCAUCAAGCCAGCGUGGUCUAUAUUUAAUAUUAAUUUUAUUAUUUAAUUAUAAAUAAUUAUUAAUUAAAUCGUGAAGUUAAAUAAUAGAUAACAAUAUUAUUUGAUUAGUUUUUUUUAUUUUUAUAAUAAAAUUAACUAAAGGUGCAUCAAAUAACAGCAGAUUAUUACUUGGUGAAGAUAAAUAACAAGAAUCAAACAUGGUUCUCAAUGGAAAACCAGCAACAGAGUUGGAGACUUUUUUGCCUCAUGAUGGCCCAGGAGCUCUCACAACAAAAAAUAAAAUUCAAAUAACAUCAAAAGAUGCUGAAAAUGGUCUUUUAAAUCAAAAAACUUUUGAUCCAUUUGCUGAGCGUAAUGUAGAAAAUCCAACAACUGAUGGUGAUACUUUGACACAUUUACUUAAAGCAUCACUUGGUACUGGAAUACUUGCAAUGCCAUGUGCAUUUAGAAGCUCUGGUUUUGUUCUUGGAAUAGCUUCAACAAUUUUUGUUGCAUUUAUUUGUACCUAUUGUGCUUAUAUACUGGUAAAAUGUGCUCAUGUAUUAUAUCAUAAAACUCAAAAAACUCAAAUGAGUUUUUCUGAUGUUGCUGAAGCAGCUUUGGAAUUAGGACCAAAACCAUUUAGAAAAUUUUCAAAAGCAUCAAGAUGGAUUAUUGAUAUAGGAUUAUUUAUAACAUAUUUUGGUACAUGCAGUGUUUAUGCUGUUAUUGUUGCUACAAAUUUUAAAGAAGUAUAUGAUUAUCAAUUUGAAACAAAUGUUAAUAUACGAAUUUUCAUAGCAAUAUUAUUACUACCAUUUGUAUUAUUAACAUGGAUACCAGAUUUAAAAUAUCUUGCACCAGUAUCAUCACUUGCUAAUGUAUUUAUGGGAUCAAGUCUUAUUGCAAUUUUCAUUUGGCUAGGAAGUGAUUUAUAUUAUAAUGAUAUUGGUAUUAAACGUCCUGGUUUUGAGUGGGCUGGUGUUAGUAAGGAAUAUGCAACACCAUGGUAUGCAAAAUAUCCACAAUUUUUCAGUUUAACAAUAUUUGCUAUGGAAGCUAUUGGUGUUAUAAUGCCACUUGAAAAUAAAAUGAAAACACCACAAAAUUUUGUUGGUCCAUUUGGUGUACUUAGCAAGGGUAUGUCAUUUGUAACUGUUAUUUAUAUUAUACUUGGUGUUUUGGGAUACUUGUAUAAUCCAGCUGAUAAAAAAAAUGACAUGAUUACUUUGGAAUUACCAAUGGAUGAUCCAAAUUACACAAUAAGUUUAAUUGCACGUGGAGUUAGAAUAUUUGUUGGACUUGCUGUAUUUUGUACAUUUUGUUUACAAUUUUUUGUCUGUCUUGAUAUUGGAUGGAGUUUUAUUAAAGAUCGUUAUUCAAAAAAUGCUAAACUUGCAAAUUACAUUACAAGAACUGUUCUUGUUGUUUUAAGUGUACUUUUGGCAAUUGGUGUACCUCAAAUAGCACCACUUAUUGCUCUUCUUGGUGCAUUUUGUUUUUCAAUUUUGGGAUUAUUGGUACCAGUAUUUUUGGAAUCAAUAACUUAUUGGGAAAAUGAUAAACAUAGAACUUUUAGAACUAUCAAAAAUGUCGCCAUUUCAAUUGUUGCACUUCUUGCUCUUUAUUUUGGAUCAGAAGCAGCCAUUAUUGAUAUUAAAAGAAAAUUAUUUGCCGGCAAUUCCACCAAGCCAAAUAUUCCAUUGACUCAAAAAAAAAAUCACGACAAAACUCAGCACAUCAAAAAUGGUAUUUUUCCAUCAAAAGAUGUUGAAAAUGAUGAUAAUUUCAAUCCAUUUGCCGAGCGAGUUGUUGAAAAUCCAACCACUGAUGGUGAUACUUUGACUCACUUAUUGAAAGCAUCUUUGGGCACAGGAAUAUUGCAAAUGCCCAGUGCUUUUCGUUGUCUUGGAUGGGGCAUGGGACUUACCAUGACUCUGGUCGUUGCAUUUGUAUGCACCUACUGUGCUUACAUACUGGUAAAAAGUGCACACGUAUUGUACUUUAAAACGAAAAAAACCAGUAUGUCUUUUGGCGAUGUUGCACAAACAGCACUUGAAACAGGACCAGCACCAUUUCGAAAAUAUGGAUUGCUAUUGAGAUGGAUUAUCGAUAUAUGCUUGUUUAUUGCAUAUUUUUUAACUUGCAGUGCAUAUGCAUAUAUAAUUGCCAAAAAUAUUAAGGAAAUCUGUAAUGGAUUACAAUAUAGUGCCUCAUUUUCAGAAAACUUUAAUAUUUAUUUACUUGCAAUUCUCUUAGUACCAAUUAUAAUAUUUUCAUACAUUCCUGAUUUAAAAUAUUUGGCACCAUUUUCAAUGAUGGCAAAUGUAUUGAUGGGAAUAGCAUUAAUUGCAAUAUUCGGUUGGCUUGGUGGUGGUCUUAUUAAAAAUGGUAUUCAUUCUCGUGUGCAAUUUAUCGGCAAUAUUCAAUUAUUGCCUAAUGAAACAAAUUCUACAGCAUUUAAUUCUACAAAUUCUCCAAUUAUUUAUAAAGAAUCUUCAUGGAUCUUAGAAUUACCUAAAUUUUUGUAUAUAACAAUUUUUGCUAUUGAAGCUAUUGGUGUUAUUAUGCCACUUGAAAAUAAAAUGAAAACACCACAAAAUUUUGUUGGUCCACUUGGAGUUUUGAGCAAGGGUAUGGGUAUUGUUACAAUGAUUUAUAUUGCUCUUGGUUUAACUGGAUACUUAUGGGAUCCAACAGUGACCUCAGAUCUUGUUACAUCUGAUAUUAAGAUUGAGAUAAUAGAUCUUUCUAACUUGAUGACUUUUGUUGCUUAUAUUGUGAGAAGUUCUGUUGCUCUUGCUGUAUUUUUUACAUUUACUUUGCAAUUUUUUGUUUGCCUUGAGACUGCAUGGAGAUGCGUAAAAUUGAUACUUCCAAAAGCCGGAACAAAAGAAAAUUAUAUCUUGAGAACUAUUCUUGUCAUUGCAGCUGUAAUUAUUCCAAUGGGGGUGAAACAGUUGGGUGCACUUGUUGGUCUUAUUGGUGCAGUUUGUUUUUCAAUAUUGGGAUUGUUAGUUCCAGCAAUUAUUGAAUCAGCAACUUAUUGGAAAGGUGACAAACACAGAGUUUUGAGAACUAUUAAAAAUGUCAUUAUUGCAAUAGUUUCGAUACUUGUUCUUAUUUUUGGAUCAAUUGAAGCAAUCAAAGAAUUCAGUAAAUAAUAAAAACUUAUUAAGUAUAUUGAUAAAACAAGUCAAU